GCACAACAAACUAUAAACACGCUAGAAAAAAAACACAAACAAAUUUUGAAAAAUUUGAAUAUUUUUGUCAAGUUUUUUAAGCAAAUAAAAUAGCCAACAACAUGACUGAGGAGACAGCAAAUGGCAGCAGCGCGGCGCCCGUUGAGGAGCUCGGCCAGCUGGCUCUGGAGGAGACCGCACCGAAGGUCACAUUUGCGGAUCAGUUCAAGGCAUUCUCCAAGUUUGGCGAUUCCAAAUCCGAUGGCAGGCAGAUAACGCUCUCGCAGAGCGACAAAUGGAUGAAGCAGGCGAAGGUGUUCGACAAGCAGAUCACAACCACCGAUACGGGCAUACAUUUCAAGAAAUUCAAGGCCUUGAAAAUAACGCUGCCCGACUACAACAAAUUCCUCGAGGAUUUGGCCAAGACGAAAAAGGUGGAGCUGGCGACGAUUAAGCAGAAAAUGGCCAGCUGUGGAGCACCAGGCGUUCAGCAGGUGUCCGCUGGCAAGGCAGCGGCUGCUGUGGACCGCCUGACGGAUCCCAGCAAGUAUACGGGCUCACACAAGGAGCGCUUCGAUGCAUCCGGCAAGGGCAAGGGCAUUGCCGGCCGACGCAAUUUGGUCGAUGACUCUGGCUAUGUCAGCGGCUAUCAGCACAAGGAUACCUACGAUGGCGCCCAUUAAAUAAUCCUACGAGCUUUUCCACUUCCUCUCAUUCACUCACACACUUUUCAAUGACGUUUUGUCUAAUUUAUUAUUUUGUGUUUCUACUGAGUUCUCUCUCACUUUCUCUAAAAUAUAAGUUGUGUUUUAAGUGCAUAAAAUAAAUUUAUACAAUUUUUGGUAUAAUUUACAA
This is a messenger RNA of Drosophila navojoa, 834 nucleotides long. RefSeq names its product tubulin polymerization-promoting protein ringmaker (gene ringer). Gene Ontology annotation, biological process: microtubule polymerization; positive regulation of protein polymerization; microtubule bundle formation. NCBI's taxonomy places the organism in Eukaryota, Metazoa, Arthropoda, Insecta, Diptera, Drosophilidae. Gene Ontology annotation, molecular function: tubulin binding. Gene Ontology annotation, cellular component: microtubule. The record is from RefSeq and is a predicted model, not a curated record.